Molecule: messenger RNA, 387 nt
Organism: Penicillium cinerascens
Lineage: Eukaryota; Fungi; Ascomycota; Eurotiomycetes; Eurotiales; Aspergillaceae
Product: DNA-directed RNA polymerase II core subunit RPB9
Exons: 4
Coding region: 1-387 (128 amino acids)
Biological process (GO): maintenance of transcriptional fidelity during transcription elongation by RNA polymerase II; transcription initiation at RNA polymerase II promoter; transcription-coupled nucleotide-excision repair
Cellular component (GO): RNA polymerase II, core complex
Molecular function (GO): DNA-directed RNA polymerase activity; nucleic acid binding; zinc ion binding
Source: RefSeq, a predicted model, not a curated record
AUGUCUGCAAGCCCUUCGCCCUCUGCCGGUGGCGACACCAAGCAGUCUGACCAGAUCCAUUUCCGCUUCUGCCGCGAAUGUUCCAACCUGCUCUACCCGAAAGAGGACCGACACACCAACCAGCUCAUGUUUACCUGCCGAACCUGUCACGUCGGAGAGCCCGCCACUUCCUACUGUGUCUAUCAGAACAAGCUUAACAGCCAGGUCGGCGCCACCGCCGGUGUCACCCAGGAUGUUAGCUCUGAUCCCACGCUCCCCCGAGCCAACAAGCUGUGCCCCAGCUGCGGUGAAAACGAAGCGGUCUUCUUCCAGUCGCAACAACGUUCUGCGGAAACGGGAAUGAAACUCUACUAUGUCUGCUGCGCGUGCGGUAACGUGUUCAUGUGA